CGCUACAUUGAAACAGAAAUUGGUUGUUUUAGAGAAAUUCAUUUUGAAGCGCUCGUUUCCUCUUUCAUUAAUUUGUGUGGUGAGGAAAAAAAAAAAAACAAAAAAACAAAAAAAAAAUGUCGUGCUGUGGUGGGAAUUGCGGGUGCGGAUCCGGGUGCAGCUGUGGGAGCGGAUGCGGAGGGUGCAAGAUGUACCCUGAACUGGGUGAGGAGAAGAGCUUCACUGCUCAAACCGUGAUCGUGGGGGUUGCACCUCAGAAGGAGCAGUUUGAGGGGUCUGAGAUGGCUGCUGGAUCCGAGAAUGGUGGGUGCAAGUGCGGAUCCAACUGCACCUGCGAUCCCUGCAACUGCAAAUGAGGAGAGGCAGCGCAUCCUAAAUAGGAGUAAGAGGGAGAGGCAGAUCGAUGCAGGGGAAUGAGAUGAUGCAGUGGUUGUUUGGGUUGUGUUCUGUUGUGUUGUGUUGUGUUAAUUUACUACUAGGUUGUGUGUUUGGUGUUGUGUGGUGUGUUUUAUUUUAUUAUUAGUGUUUAGUGAUGAUGAGGGGGAGCAUAACUACUAUAUAUCUACAUACUGUAGAUGAGUAUAUAUGCCUCCUUGUGUUGCUGUUGUUUCCGUAUGCUUGUAGCGAUCGAGUACUAUGUAUGGAUGAUGGAUUCUCUCUCUCUCUCUCUUUAACUGAAGGAGAAUAAAUACUUUCACCUAUCUUGGUUUUAUUA
Ananas comosus (pineapple) is the source of this 715-nucleotide messenger RNA. RefSeq names its product metallothionein-like protein type 2. Gene Ontology annotation, molecular function: metal ion binding. The record is from RefSeq and is a predicted model, not a curated record. The transcript has 3 exons. The coding region runs from base 117 to 356 and encodes 79 amino acids. NCBI's taxonomy places the organism in Eukaryota, Viridiplantae, Streptophyta, Magnoliopsida, Poales, Bromeliaceae.